Molecule: messenger RNA, 663 nt
Organism: Penicillium griseofulvum
Lineage: Eukaryota; Fungi; Ascomycota; Eurotiomycetes; Eurotiales; Aspergillaceae
Exons: 1
Coding region: 1-663 (220 amino acids)
Source: RefSeq, a predicted model, not a curated record
AUGUCAACCCACCCACUCGAAGGCCUCGGCCUCGACCUAGACCCAACCAAACCAAACCUCAACACAAGAGACCUAAACCCAAACCUCCUACACACAGACACCUCCCUACAAAAACGCUACACAACAAUCUCAAUCCCCUCAACCUACGGCCGCCUGAACACCAGUCCCGCCGCAAGCACAGUAGUGGGAAUCGUACUCGGCAGCGUAGGAGGCUUCGUACUGCUAAUGUACGUACUAUUCCUCGCUGUGAACCCAGGGGGCAUUGCGCGCGGCGGGGUCGCAGCGCCAACGUCAUCCUCGAUAUCGAUGUCGAUGUCUAUGUCGAUGGAUGAUGAAGAGAUCGGGGACGUGCGCAGUCGACGCGGGUCAGCUGCUGGACGGCGACGACCCAACGUCAUCGAGGUAACUGAGGAACGAGAGUCUUUCCGUGAUAGUUAUCGACGUCGGCCGUCGUCGAGACAUGAUCGGGUCGUUGUUGAGGAGUCUUUGGCUACUUCUACGACUGGGGAUAUGGAUCCAGAUGUUAUUGAGGUUGAGGAGGAUGAGUCUAGUGUUCCUUCUGAUGUUUCGCCACGUCCGCCGCGGAGACCGAGGAGGGGUGGGGUGAGGCAUGUUGAUCCCCUUGCUUAUGGCGGGGGAAGUGAUUAUAGUAGUCAGAGGUGA